CUCGAAUCGUUCUAUUCUCCGCAACACAUUCAACAAACAAUAAUAAUGAAAUGAGCAGACUUCUUUUGCACGGUUGUAAAUCAACUCUUCCUAGAACACUUUCACGAAACCUGAAGCACCUCGGUCUCAAGCCUACUAUCAACCAAACACGCAAAAUGGCUUUCUUCCCGCGAAGCCUCUACGACUCCGAUACCUCUUUCACUCCAUUCUUCCGUCUUUUAGACGACUUUGAUAACUACUCUCGCCAGAGAGUAAGCGGCCGUCGCACUGGUACGCCCAGCUGGCAGCCCAAAUUCGACGUCCGUGAGACCGGGGAAGCAUAUGAGCUUCAUGGCGAGCUCCCUGGCAUCAACAAGGAGGAUGUCCACAUCGAGUUCACCGAGCCCCAGUCUAUGCUCAUCAGUGGCAGGACUGAGCGCACCUACACUGUCGGUACUCCUCCUGCAGGCCUCAUCGAGGGCACUAGCAGGGGCGGUGCCAUUAUCGAGGGUGGCGACGAGAGCAAGAAGGCCAGUGCGGGGGAAGAAAAGUCCGCCUCACGUGAUGCCGGCACUGAGACUACUGAGAAGGAAAUGCCCGAGACCAAGAAGUCUGACAAGGCCAAGUACUGGCUCUCGGAGCGCAGCGUCGGCGAGUUUUCUCGCAGCUUCAACUUCCCGACUCAGGUCGAUCAGGACUCGGUGACUGCAAACUUCAAGGACGGCAUCCUCAAUAUUCUGGUCCCCAAGGUUAAGAAGCACGAGUCAAAACGUAUCGCUAUCAGUUAAGCAAUCAACGACAGCUACUAAGUCAUGACAGCUUUGCGCUAUUUGUCUUCUGGGGAUCAAGAAUGUUAACAAGUCAGGUUUCUAUCACAGACUGGUCUUUACUGGUUGUUUAAGGAAGGGAAGAGGAAAUAUGGACGGCCACAUAGCCACAUUGAGAAGUGCAUUACCGUACAAACUCAUGAAAUUGGGUAGCUCGGUGGGUCCGUAGAGGCUGCAUGGCGCUAAAGUUCCCAACUACAUAUAAGCCUUAGUUAGCACCAAAUUUCAAACUUGACCUCCC
Molecule: messenger RNA, 1047 nt
Organism: Fusarium oxysporum Fo47
Lineage: Eukaryota; Fungi; Ascomycota; Sordariomycetes; Hypocreales; Nectriaceae
Product: HSP20-like chaperone
Exons: 1
Coding region: 51-767 (238 amino acids)
Biological process (GO): response to heat; protein complex oligomerization; response to salt stress
Source: RefSeq, a predicted model, not a curated record